AUGAGCGUUGCGAAAUUUCAAAACUUUGAUUGGGACCUAAGCAUUGCUAAUCUUUCGUCUUCUGACUUCCCAAUUGAACAAUUCCGACACAGCAAUGAUGAGGUAUAUUUUUCUAAUAAUAAAAAUUUAAAAAUUCGUUUUUUUCAGAAUGAAUUUGAAACAAUUGUGGGAAUCGCAGUGAUUUUCUCUGCGGUCACUGGAAUAUUCACAAAUCUAUUAGUGAUAUUGUUGUCAUUCGGUCAUGUUCAUGGUGACUUUCGUUUCUUUGUGGCAAACCUUGCAGUUGUGGAUAUUUUAUGUGGAUCUGUUUUUAUGUUCAUGGGCUAUAUAAAUGUAAAUGAUGAUCAUCAUAUCCCCAGCCAGUUUUUAUAUUACAUGACAUUAGCAUUUUAUGGAUCCUUUGGGACCAUGAUAUGCGCAAUUGUGCCGAUUUCUCUGAGCCGAGUUUUGGCACUUUCCAACGCGUCUGUGUAUACAACAAUCUUCGGUGGCAGACGUUCGCUGUUCUUCUGCGUGUUUUUGGAUUUGCUUCCGAUAGGGAUACUUUAUUUGAUAUGUGUGGUGGAUCACGAUUUGGCCAAAAUUCUUUUCUACUGCUUUGCUUUUAUUACUACUUUUGCUUACUUUGUGGCGUUUACUACAAACUACAUGGUAUUCCGUGUAGUCGGUGAGUCAGUAUUUUCUUCUGAACUUUUUUUAUGUUUCAUUCCAGCAAAACAUAUAAAAGUGGUAGAGAAUCUCCAUGACCAAGCAAGACUACUUGAAACCAGACAAGUAGCGAUUGCGACCUUAGCCCAAGCUAUAAUUCCUCUUUUUUGUCAGGUAAGAAAACAUAAUAAUAACUCAUGA
Messenger RNA from Caenorhabditis briggsae, 849 nucleotides. Lineage: Eukaryota; Metazoa; Nematoda; Chromadorea; Rhabditida; Rhabditidae. The transcript has 4 exons. The record is from RefSeq and is a predicted model, not a curated record. The coding region runs from base 1 to 849 and encodes 282 amino acids.